AUGAUCACUUCAUCAAGAGAAAGAAAUGGAGCAACAUCCAAAAAUAUGAUAUCUCGUUCAGAUCCGGAUACGGAAGCCAAAGUACGAUCUUCAAUAAAAUUAUUAAAUGAAACGAUACAAAAUAAUGCAAAUGAACCAUCUCUAGCCUUUUUUAGGAUACAGGAACAUGUUCGAAAGACACUACCUACAAUGCUUCAGAAACGUACUGAGUUAGAAAAUUUACAAGAACAUAUUGACGGACUUGUAUUUGACAUUGAAUAUUCGAUGGAUGCUGUAAAAACAAUAUUAAAUAGUGAAUCUCAUUUUAGUAAUAUUCAAACACAAUUAGAAAAAGCUGUAUUUCUUCAAAAACAAAUUAAUAUAUUUCGUCAACAACAAAUACAGCAACAAUUAUUUGAAAAACGUGAUGAGAAAUUAUCGAAUACGAAUCAGACAAUUGUAAAUACAUCGUGGUUCAACAGAAAAGGAACACCUUCUUCAUCACCAGCAGUCACACAUGGAACCCUACAACUAUGGGAAAAUGCGAAUGAUACUUUAACAAAAGAAAUCAUUCACACACCCGAACAGUUAUAUAAGCAUGGUUUGGAACAUUUAAAUGUUGCCAUUGAUUACUGGAAUCGUGCGUUAAACUACAUCGACACUAUAAUACCCUCUAUACAAAGUCAACCAGAUUUGCUCUUACAAACCAAUAAUGAAAUCAAUACAAAUUUAUUAUUAACAUCAGUGGAUACAACUAAUCAUUCUGAAUUAAAACAAAAACUUCAGUUUUUAUUAUCCAAAGUUGCUAUUCCAUCGAAUAUCACUGAUUCAUUGUUUACAACGAUUGAUACUCGAGCAUCAUCUCCGCUAUUCUCAUCGCCAACAACCUUCGUUUCAUCAUUCACUCGACAAGAGUCUAUUCGACAACAACAACAAACAGCAUUAAACGUUCAAAAUGAUCUAAAUACAUUCAACGAUAGACGUUCUUUAUGCUCACUACGUUCAAGGGACAGUUUUGAAAGUUGUGCAGAUGACGCUGAGUGGUUAGAAACAAGUGAUAUUUUAUUCGAUCCAUUGUCAUCAUAUUAUUCCAUGCCAUCUUAUUAUGCAUAUGGUCUUCGUUUAGCUGAAAAAAAUCAAGUACCAUACAGAAAAUUACGGACAAAAUUACUGACUUGUUCGUCAGAUACAGAUUAUCUAGCCAAAUUAUUUUGUAUUCGAAAUGCAUGCGAUGAAGUCCUUAGUGGAGAUGAAAAACGAGAUUAUAUUAAAUUAGUAUCACGUGCAAUUUGCGAAAAAUUCUUAGAAAAAUCAUCAAAAGAUGCCACUCGAUUUCUACAAGCAUUUGAACAAAUGAAUGUUCUUAUGGCUGAUCCAUCAAAUACAUCAAUGAUUAUGGAAGAAAUGUCUUCAGCGGGGAUCAAGUCACCCACUAUUUAUAAUGUAGGUAUAGAUUUUAUGUUACUCGAAGGUUUUGAAAUACUCGACUCACCGCCAUCGGCAAUGAAAACCAUAUUACAAAAUAGAUGGUUUUCGGAGAAUUUUCGUGAACAAUACAAUAAUGGCUUUCUAACGACAUUUUUAUCAUUGAUUGAGGAUAUGUCACCAGUUUUUGCGUGGGGUAUUCUCGGUCCACCAUCAAAAGUUAAGCCAAUUAGAGAAAUUUCAUUUGAGGAUGCUGUCCUUGAUUUUGCUCGAUCAUUGUACGAUUUGAAUCGUACUGAUUAUUCGUCAUUACAGUCACUCAUACAAUCAAUAGACAAACAAUUACAAGAUUUACUAACACGUAUCGUCUUAGAAAUGAAUGUUGAUCAGAGUCUGUUAAUACAGCCGAUUCAAAACAAAGCCGUACCUGUCUGA
Molecule: messenger RNA, 1839 nt
Organism: Didymodactylos carnosus
Lineage: Eukaryota; Metazoa; Rotifera; Eurotatoria; Philodinida; Philodinidae
Source: the annotation of a GenBank genome assembly